AUAUUUAGUCUUGCUAACUUGACAGCAGAGCCCUACGCCCGCAUAAACAACAUUUAAGAGGUACCCAGUCCAGGAGCCCCCGUCAGGACCCCUAGGCGUCCCUGUGCCUGCCUGCCAAAAACGUCUGCAUCUCCUGGACCCCCUCGAGGCAGGGGACAGCCAAAUGUCACUUGGACCCUCUACAGAGUGGUGAGAGGAGGACAGGAAGAGGCGAAUGGGAGAGCGGGGGAGGAGGAAGGAGGAGACAGGGAAUUGAAGGAGAGGGAGACAGAGGUUUAACAGAAGAUAUGAGGACGUGUAGCGUGGCGAAAGAGUUUGAGAUGACAGCCGCCGUCACGCAGCAAACACACACAUGAGCUCAUAAAGCAGGAAAGGGCAGGAUGGAGAGAGGAGGAAAAGACAACGUGGAGAGAAGUGAGAGAGAAAUGAUUUGCCAGCAUGAGUCCAUUUUCCACAGCAGCACCGUAACAUGAAGUUAUGGAGGAGCGAAAACUAAAAAGAAAGAGUCCCAGGUCCUCCACCAACACGGCGGCUCCGACUGGUGGCUCUGGCCGGAAAACGAACGCUUCCUCCGGAGGACGACACAUAGGCUACAGCCAUAACAUGGGGACUCACUCCAGCCAAAAGAGCAAGAGUAGGAGGGGAGUUAGAGAUAAACCCAGGCAUCAUCCGGGCUUGGGUGGGAAAGCUAAUCAGAGCCAGGGCCAGGCAGCACCUACCAUCCAGCACUCCUUUCUUACUGAUGUUUCAGAUGUGCAGGAGAUGGAAAACGGCCUGCUCAGUCUCCUCAACGACUUCCACUCAGGGAAACUACAAGCAUUUGGGAAUGAGUGCUCCAUUGACCAGAUGGAGCAUGUGAGAGAGAUGCAGGAGAAGCUGGCCCGUUUGCACUUUGACCUCUAUGGCGAGGUGGAUGAAAUGCCUGAGGACCAGAGGAAAAUAGCCUGUGACACCAACAUGGACAAAUUACUUCUUAAUCUUGAGGAGCUGAGUACUUCUAUCCAGAAACUGAAUCUAGCGGACUCCCAAGAGAUCCCGAGGACUGCCAGCAUCUGAUUUUCUCUUCUACUCUCAUCUCUUCUCAAACCCCUCUGACCCGACUGUUUGUUUUGUGCCACCUUGAGGGGAAGCAACGGAUAAGGAGGAGUAGAAUCAAGCUUGAGGCACUAUUUCUCUUAAGUAUUAUAGCAGAAAUGACAACAAAACUAUACGCCAGCGUUCCCUGUCUGUACAGGGUGGAUGGAUGUGUCGUAAGAUGUCCCCACAGGGAUGCACUGACUUAUUUUUCACUAAUAUGAAUUACAAAAUAGUUCUAAUCCUAUCAUACUAAACAACAAGAGGACAAUACCAAACUUACUGAGGUAUGAUUGAAUUUCACUACCCCUUGCGAUAAAUCAGAUACGGCCUAUAGAGGGAGAUUUCAGAUCUAUAAGAUAUAUCUGACCUACAGUACAGUGCAUCCCUGUCAUGGACUGUUUAAAGUCAAGUUGUGGCCACUUUACUAAUACAUUGCUAACCAAAGUGAGAUUGAUAUAAAGCACUUGCCUUGUUUUGUCCAACACUGGAUUCAUUCACAAGUCCUUGCAAGGAAAUUUUGUGUUCACUUAUCAGCUUUGUUAAAAGUGAACUGACUGCAAACUUGCUCGUUUAACUAUUUUCAUAUAUAUAUCAUUCUGUUGCACUUUGUCUUAUCUAUUGUCACAGGUCAGCGUCUGUAAAGUCUAGCUAGUCUUAAUUAAAGACCCUGAGCUACACUUGUCAAAAUAUAGAUACAGAAAUUUGUUUAGAAUUGUUAAAUUUCUUAACCUAUAGCUUUAAACCCAAGUUUAUAUGUUAUCUGUGAGGCAAUAAAAACCUUAAAGAUAUUCCCAGAUUAGAUUUAAUUUAUAUUUAAAUUUAUUAAACCGGCCAAAAAACCCCACAAACAUUUAAACCCACAGUAGAUUCUGACCAGGGAUACUGCACUGUAUGUUAUGGGUUAGAAAAGUAAGCAGUAAACCCCAGUUUGUGAUUUUUCAUAUGAUUUCUUGCUCCGUGUGAGUGGCCUGAUCUCACCUCCAACACUUUGCUCAGUGUUGAAUACAUUUGCACAUAUCCAUGCAACAUGCGGAACACACUGCACAUUAUCAGUGGUGUGUUGGUUUAACACGACGCUGGAAAAGAAUAAUCCAAAUGUUGACAUCACAACCAUGCCUUAAUUCUUUUAUUUAAUAAUUUCUGCCUUAUUAGUUAUAACUUUUUAACUGUUGGACUCUGUGUUUUUAGAUGAUAUAAUCAUUCGAUGCUGCUUUGAUUGUAAAUCCUACUAUGUUUGAUCACUUCUUAUUUUAGCCAGUGCUGGGGGGAUUUGGCACUAUAUUGAUGUGUUCUGCUGUUUUAACUGUUUAGCUGGUGAUUUUAUUUUUAUUGACUAAAUAAAUGUGUUGUCUGAAAA
This is a messenger RNA of Micropterus dolomieu (smallmouth bass), 2434 nucleotides long. RefSeq names its product coiled-coil domain containing 28A (gene ccdc28a). Bases 478 to 1056 code for a protein of 192 amino acids. Lineage: Eukaryota; Metazoa; Chordata; Actinopteri; Centrarchiformes; Centrarchidae. The record is from RefSeq and is a predicted model, not a curated record. The transcript is spliced from 8 exons.